CAUCUACUUUUUUCCAGAAAUCAACUUCUGGGUCAUCAUUAUUUGGCUUUUUUUCAUCUGGGUCAUCAUCAUUUUGACUUAAAUCCUUCCAAGUUUUAAUCUUUUUAUGAAUCUUGAAAAAAACAUAAUUUGUAUGUGUGAUUUAAGAUCCUUGCUAAUGGGAUAGUGAAUACAGUUUGUAUAUUUAUGAGUUAGUCGAGUCUUUUUGAGUCAGAUGUACGCGGCUUAACAGGGGAUUUCGAGUUUUUUUAUUUUCAGAUGAGUGUAUGAUUAGUUAAUGAAGAGUAUUUUCAUGAGGGUUUUGUUCUGCAAGAUCCAUUGUCCUUCAUUCAUAUGUUUCUGCAAACCAUCAACUGCUUCUCAUCUUUACAAUUCCGGUCCUUUGAAAUUGGAAAAUCCCACAAAUGCCCCUCGUGUUGUAAGUGUGCAAUCUGAUCAAGAUAAUAUAAAUCAUGAUGCUGAUGUUGUUGAAGAAAUCAUUGAAGUUAAAGAGAAAGAGAUUUUAGAAGAUGGAAAACAGAAUUUAGAGAUUGAGAAUGUUGUUCUUAGAAGUUGUAUGAAGAAUAAAGGAGAUUUGCAAUCUGUUGAUAGAAAGAAAGUCCAAUGGAUUGAUAAUUUUGGCAAAGAACUUGUUGAUAUCAAAGAGUUUGAAUCCAGUGAAACAGGAGAUACGGACAACGAAGAUGAUAAUAGCGCUUGCUUUUGCACGAUUCUUUAAUGCUCCCUGUUUAUAGAAUAAGGAAAGAUCGGCUGUAAGUUCGUCCAUUCAUUUACUAUAUUAAAUUGGAUACAAAGAUCGAGUGUCCUGCAAAAAUCCGAUCUUCAUUUAUAAAUUCCAUUUUCUAAUUUUUUGAAUCUGGCUCUUCGGUGUUCUGAUGUAAGAAUUGAUGUUACUAAUGAACUUCCCACACACUUUGUUCUAUUACCAUAUUCGAUUCUUAGUCUUAUAAUGAAAAUCUCAGUAAUGUUUGUUGCC
Messenger RNA from Erigeron canadensis, 976 nucleotides. RefSeq lists its product as uncharacterized. NCBI's taxonomy places the organism in Eukaryota, Viridiplantae, Streptophyta, Magnoliopsida, Asterales, Asteraceae. The record is from RefSeq and is a predicted model, not a curated record. The transcript has 2 exons. The coding region runs from base 278 to 718 and encodes 146 amino acids.